GGCAAAUGAACAAGCAGCGAGCUGCGGCGCUGGAGGAGAGCAGCAGAGAGAGACCGCACACGUCCGUCCAUCCUACCUAAGACACCGUUUAUCGUUCUCUUCUUUUUCUUUCUAUCCAACCGACCUUCCUCUUCAAACGCCCCUCUUUCACGCAGUUAUCUGUGGCCUGUGCUGCGAUGUUGAUCCUGGACGUUUUGUCCCCGCUCCUCCUCCUUUCCAUCCUGGUGCUGCGCUACGGUGGCGGAGCGGCGGACAUUCCAGAGGACGCUACAUCAGAGUUCUCAGUCAGACUGUACCACCAGCUGCAGGCAGCGGGCGAUCAGGAUAACAUUAUUUUCUCUCCUCUGAGUGUGGCUGUGGCCCUGGGCAUGGUGGAGCUGGGAGCCAGAGGAGCUUCACUGGACGAGAUACGACAGGCUGUAGGCUUCAGCCAUCUGCUGCCAGGCAUGGAGUUCUCUUUGCUCCAGAACCUGACGGCAGCUCUGUCGGAGGACGACACUCACUACGUGAUCCGAUUUGCCAACAGCCUCUUCCUGCAGGAAGGUGUUACCUUUAACCCGGAGUUUCUGCAUCUGAUGAGGAAGUACUUCCGGGCUGAAGUGGAAACAGUGGACUUCAGCGAAUCAGCAGCCGUGGCCGAGCAGAUCAACAGCUGGGUGGAAAAUCAUACAGAGAGUAAGAUCCGUGAGCUGCUAUCGGCCGAGGACUUCAGCAGCGUGACCCGCCUGACCCUGGUAAACGCCGUCUACUUCAGAGGCUCCUGGAAAAACCAGUUCCGGCCAGAGAACACCAGAACCUUCUCCUUCAGCAGAGACGAUGGCUCUGAGGUUCAGACACUCAUGAUGUACCAACAGGGAGACUUCUACUACGGUGAGUUCAGCGAUGGCUCACAGGAAGCUGGUGGUGUGUACCAGGUGUUGGAGAUACCCUAUGAGGGGGAGGACAUGUCCAUGAUGAUCGUUCUGCCUCGACAGGAGGUACCAUUGGCUUCCCUGGAGCCCAUCAUCAAAGCACCGCUGCUGGAGGAGUGGGCUAACAAUGUCAAACGGCAGAAGGUGGAAGUCUACCUACCUAGGUUCAAAGUGGAGCAGAAGGUCGACCUUAAGAGCACUCUGCAGGAGCUAGGAAUAAAGAAGAUCUUCACCAACAAUGCUGAUCUCUCUGCCAUGACAGACGGUAAGGACCUGUACAUCGGGAAGGCAGUGCAGAAGGCUUACCUGGAGGUGACCGAGGAGGGAUCAGAGGGAGCCGUUGGGUCAGGAAUGAUCGCCCUGACCAGGACUCUGGUGCUGUACCCACAGGUCAUGGCCGAUCACCCGUUUUUCUUUGUCAUACGAAACCGGAGGACAGGGUCCAUCCUCUUCAUGGGCAGGGUCAUGACCCCUGAAAUCAUCGAGCCCAACGACCACGACUUUGACUCUAUGUAACCAUGACGCGAGGUCGCUCAGUGCCAGCCAAUGAGACCCUGACAUCAUAAAAGCUACCUAUCCUCUAUCGCCAUCUUCAGCUGUGUUUUAUACUCUUGAAAAAGAUAUAUAAACUGAUUACUAUAUGAUAUAUUAUAUAUUGAAAUAUGACAUACUGACAUAUAAUGUGACUGUGUUUUGAUACUGGAAGCUUUAAACUCUUGGAUACUGACGUGCUGAAAGAGGAAGUUGUAAAUAUUCUCUAGUAAAGGGUGGUUUGUAUUUGAACAAGAAGAACACAUGAUAUGUAAUCCACGCACAACCCCUUUAAGUUCAGCAGCUUCGCACUCACCUGCGCCCGCACACACAAUGCACAAAAAACGUUUUCUUCUUUAAAAAAUAUUUACUCUUUCUUACUCCAGAUACAGUAUGUGCACACCAUAAGUAUCACACUUUAAUUAUAUCCCUGUACAUUUGCCAUUGUGUUCUAUAUAUACAUAUACUGUAUAUGCUCAGUAUUUAUUGCAGAAUAAACAUGUGCAAACAUUU
Messenger RNA from Micropterus salmoides (largemouth bass), 1955 nucleotides. It is a transcript of the gene serpini1, whose product is annotated as serpin peptidase inhibitor, clade I (neuroserpin), member 1. Gene Ontology annotation, biological process: negative regulation of endopeptidase activity. Gene Ontology annotation, molecular function: serine-type endopeptidase inhibitor activity. Lineage: Eukaryota; Metazoa; Chordata; Actinopteri; Centrarchiformes; Centrarchidae. The coding region runs from base 177 to 1427 and encodes 416 amino acids. The record is from RefSeq and is a predicted model, not a curated record. The transcript is spliced from 9 exons.